CUUCCCUUCUUACAAAGGCGCCUUUCCAGUCUUUCAUCAAGUGUGAUGGCUUCAGCUGCUGCGGUGGAUACUAUGCCCGAUGCAUUGAGGCAGAGCCGGUACCAUAUGAAGAGAUGUUUCACUAGGUUUACUGAAAAGGGAAGAAGGCUGAUGAAGCUCCAGCAUUUGCAGGAGGAGAUAGAGCAGACCAUUGAGGAUAAGGCGGAAAGAUCCAAAGUUAUGGAGGGUACACUUGGUGAUAUCUUGAACUCGACGCAGGAAGCAGCAGUCGUGCCACCAUAUGUUGCCUUUGCAGUAAGGCAUAAUCCUGGUAUCUGGGACUAUGUGAAGGUGGAAGCUGACAGCCUUUCUGUCGAAAUAAUCACAUCAACAGAUUAUUUGAAGUUCAAAGAAAUGAUAUAUGAUGAGAACUGGGCAAAUGAUGAAAAUUCUCUAGAGAUAGAUUUUGGAGUAUUUGAUAUUAGCACUCCAAAAUUGACUCUAUCAUCUUCAAUCGGAAAUGGGCUUGGCUAUGUCUCUAAAUUCAUGACUUCGGUGCUUGGUGGGAAACCUGAGAGCGCAAAGCCUUUGGUUGAUUACCUGUUAACUCUUGAACGAAAUGGAGAGAAGCUUAUGAUCAAUGACACUAUUGAUACUGUUAUGAAGCUUCAAGAGGCAUUGGUAAUCGCAGAAGUUUUUGUAUCUGCUAUGCCUAAGGACACUCCAUACCAGAAUUUUGAGCAGAAGCUUAAAGAAUGGGGAUUUGAGAAGGGGUGGGGAGAUAAUGCAGAAAGAACUAGGCAAACAAUGAGGAUACUUUCAGAGAUAAUGCAAGCACCUGAUCCUGCAAACAUGGAAGCAUUUUUCAGUAGGCUUCCGGUCAUAUACAAUGUUGUUGUCUUUUCUAUUCAUGGAUACUUUGGACAAGCAGAUGUCUUAGGCUUACCUGACACUGGUGGCCAGGUGGUUUACAUCCUUGAUCAAGUGAGAGCUAUGGAGGAAGAAAUGUUGCUAAGAAUAAAGCAGCAAGGUUUGAAUGUCAAGCCCCAGAUUUUAGUGGUCACUCGUCUAAUCCCGGACGCAAAAGGAAACAAAUGCAAUCAAGAAAUGGAGCUUAUUGAGGGCACAACACACUCCCACAUCCUCAGGGUUCCAUUCAUUACUGAGAAAGGAGUUCUUGGACCAUGGGUGUCUAGAUUUGACAUUUAUCCUUACCUGGAGAGAUAUGCUCAGGAUGCAUCGGAAAAGAUUGUUGAGCUAAUAGAAGGAAAGCCUGACCUUAUAAUUGGAAACUACACAGAUGGAAACUUAGUUGCUUCUUUAGUGGCUAGCAAGCUUGGAGUGACUCAGGGAACGAUUGCUCAUGCUUUAGAGAAGACAAAAUAUGAAGAUUCAGAUGUCAACUGGAGGGACUUAGACUCAAAAUAUCACUUCUCCUGCCAGUUCACUGCUGAUCUCAUAGCAAUGAAUGCUGCAGACUUCAUAAUCACAAGCACAUAUCAAGAAAUUGCAGGAAGCAAGAACCGGGCAGGGCAAUACGAAAGCCAUGUUUCGUUCACAAUGCCAGGGCUUUAUAGGGCAGUUUCAGGCAUUGAUGUAUUCGAUCCCAAGUUCAACAUUGCCUCCCCGGGAGCCGAUCAAUCUGUCUACUUCCCGUCCUCUGAGAAACAGAAGAGAUUCACGAAAUUCCAACCUGCCAUCGAGGAACUGGUCUACAGCAAGGUGGAAAACGACGAGCACAUAGGAUAUCUUGCAGACAGAAAGAAACCAAUCAUCUUCUCAAUGGCAAGGCUAGACAUUGUCAAGAACAUUGCAGGACUAACUGAGUGGUAUGGCAAGAACAAGAGGCUCAGAAACUUGGUAAACCUUGUCAUUGUAGGUGGAUUCUUCGAUCCAUCCAAGUCAAAGGACAGGGAAGAAAUGGCAGAAAUCAAGAAGAUGCAUGCCCUCAUUCAGAAAUACCAACUCAAGGGCCAGCUAAGAUGGAUAGUAGCUCAAACUGACAGAUACCGCAAUGGUGAGCUAUACCGUUGCAUUGCAGACACGAAGGGAGCUUUCGUGCAGCCUGCAUUGUACGAAGCAUUCGGCCUGACAGUGAUCGAAGCCAUGAACAGCGGACUGCCCACAUUUGCAACCAAUCAAGGAGGGCCAGCAGAGAUCAUAGUUGAUGGGGUCUCAGGCUUCCACAUCGAUCCCAACAACGGAGAUGAGUCCAGCAACAAGAUAGCUGAUUUCUUCGAGAAAUGCAAAGCGGAUAGCAGAUACUGGAACAGAAUGUCUCACGGUGGCCUCAGACGAAUUAAUGAAUGCUAUACAUGGAAGAUCUAUGCAAACAAAGUUCUCAACAUGGGAUCAGCCUAUGGAUUCUGGAAACAGCUCAUCAAAGACCAAAAACAAGCGAAGCAACGAUACAUUGACAUUUUUUACAAUCUCCAGUUCAGGAAAUUGGCCAAAAAUUUGCUGAUCAGCGAAGAAACCAAACCGGCAACUUCAUCGAAAACUCCAACACCCAAACCGGCGGCGCCAAAACCAGAACCGGAGCCACUAGCUCCAAAGCCCAAACCGGAGGAUGAAGACACAACGUCGACGGCGAUUGAGAAGUUGGGAAAUUCGAGAGCAUCACCAUGCGCUUGCCACUGGUUUUGCCUGUGCAUCUCUUCCGCCAUUGUUAUGUAUGCUUUGUUCAAGAUGUAUUCGAUGAUCAAAUGAUUAAGCUGCGCUGCUGCCGCGGAUCUCACUUUCUCUCUUUCUUCUUCUUCUUGAAAUAAAUUGUUUCUGUAAUAAAAUUGAGGGAAGUAAUUAUGUAAUUUUGUUUCUUUGAAAUAAAGCUGGAGGGAAAAUAUGGUUGAUUUCAUUUUUA
Messenger RNA from Salvia hispanica, 2839 nucleotides. Its product is annotated as sucrose synthase 7-like. The record is from RefSeq and is a predicted model, not a curated record. Gene Ontology annotation, biological process: sucrose metabolic process. Gene Ontology annotation, molecular function: sucrose synthase activity. NCBI's taxonomy places the organism in Eukaryota, Viridiplantae, Streptophyta, Magnoliopsida, Lamiales, Lamiaceae.